Molecule: messenger RNA, 3393 nt
Organism: Zea mays
Lineage: Eukaryota; Viridiplantae; Streptophyta; Magnoliopsida; Poales; Poaceae
Product: CCAAT/enhancer-binding protein zeta
Exons: 17
Coding region: 139-3156 (1005 amino acids)
Cellular component (GO): nucleus
Source: RefSeq, a predicted model, not a curated record
GGAGCCUCUAACCCUUGCUGUUCGCUCGCUGUUCGCCCCCCAGCCGCCACCGCCAGUUCUUCCAUUCCUCCGCGCUCUUUGAGCCUUCGUCUCCCAGUCUCCUCAACUCAGCAACCCGCGCUCCCGCCGCAUCUAUUCAUGGCGGAGCCGACCCCCAAGUCGAAGCGCACCAAGAAAGCGAAGAAGCCCUCGGCCCGGGAAGGUGAUGGAGAGGACAUGGAUACGCUCAAGUCUGACGUCGCCACAUUCGCCUCCUCCCUCGGCCUCCUCCCUGGCGCUGGCGACUCCAACGGCGGCUUCGAUGACUCCGACUUCCGCAAGUCCGGCCCCAUGUAUAAAUCCUCAAAAUUUCCUUCCAAACAACCCCAUCAAAAACCUGAUAACACGGCAAACCCCCAUCUAAACCCUAGACCUACCAAGAAGCCACACCCUCUCGAGCUACGUGACUCCUAUGCUGCCACCAAACCUGGUGCUGUCAACACUAAUUACCCCCUGAUGAAGGCGGCAGCACUCUCAGGGCAGUGGUACACUGAUGCUGAUGAGCUGGAGGCGAGGGUCCUAGGCGGUCGUAAGCAGGUGCCUCCAGCUGUGGGGCUUCAGGAGAUGCAGGGAAUAGUGGAGAGAAAACGAGAGCUGGCAGAGAAGCUCAUGUUGCAGUAUGCGAGGGAAUACGAUGCCGUGAGGCGAGGGCAUGGUGACCUGAAGCUCCUGGACAUAUCAGCAAAGUCUGGUACAUCAGCUGACAAGGUGUCAGCAUUUACAUGUCUUGUCGAGGACAAUCCAAUUGCAAACAUGAAGGCACUCGAUUCCCUCCUUGGUAUGAUAACAUCAAAAGUUGGUAAGAGGUAUGCGUUCACAGGAUUCGAUGCAAUUAAGGAGUUAUUUCUCAUGAGGUUAUUGCCUGACCGUAAGCUGAAAAGUCUUAUCCAACGCCCGCUAGACAUUUUACCUGAAACAAAAGAUGGGUACUCACUUCUGCUCUUCUGGCAUUGGGAGGACUGCUUAAAACAGAGAUACGAAAGGUUUGUUAUGGCAUUGGAGGAUGCGGUAAAAGAUAUGCUGCCAAAUCUUAAGGACAAAGCAAUGAAGACAGUUUUCAUGCUUUUGAAAAGUAAGUCAGAACAGGAACGUCGUUUGCUCACAGCUCUUGUUAACAAACUUGGUGAUCCUGAAAGGAGAGCAGCAUCAAGUGCUGCAUAUCUGUUAACAUGUCUCUUGGCUGCUCACCCUAAUAUGAAGAUGGUGGUGAUAGAUGAGGUGGAUUCUUUUCUCUUCAGACCACAUGUUGGACUUAGGGCCAAGUACCAGGCUGUCAAUUUCUUGAGCCAGAUUCUUCUUACAAACAAGGGAGAUGGGCCUAAAAUUGCAAAACGGUUGGUGGAUGUCUACAUUGCACUUUUCAAGGUACUAAUGAGCUCUGGUGAUACCAAAGGAGAUACAUAUAGCAAGGACAGCAAGAAAAAGGUAGGAAAAAUAGAGGGAGGAAAUAACAAGAUGGACUCCAGAUCCAAGGGAAACAAUGAAGUGGGUUCAACAGCAGGAUCAGAUUUGGAGCUGGACUCCAGAAUCCUUUCUGCGCUUUUAACUGGUGUAAAUAGGGCAUUACCAUAUGUUGCAAGCUCAGAAGUUGACGAUAUUGUGGAAGUGCAGACACCUAUUCUUUUCAGAUUGGUUCACGCUGAAAAUUUCAAUGUUGGUGUUCAGGCAUUGAUGCUUUUGUUCCAAAUAUCUAUAAAGAAUAAUAUAGCAAGUGAUCGUUUGUACCGUGCAUUAUACUCAAAACUCUUGAGUCCUUCUGCUGUUACUUCCUCAAAGCCAGAGUUAUUUCUUGGGCUGUUGGUGAAAGCGAUGAAGAAUGAUGUAAUGUUGAAGAGAGUUGCUGCUUUCUCAAAGCGGCUGCUGCAGGUGGCUCUUCAACGGCCUCCUCAAUAUGCUUGCGGAUGCCUUUUCAUUCUGUCAGAAGUCCUUAAGGCAAAGCCACCAUUAUGGGGGAUUGUGCUCCAGAAUGAAUCUGUUGAUGAUGGUGAUGAACACUUUGAAGACAUUUUAGAGAUUCCCGAGGACUCUUCUGUUGCCUCAGCAGUGCUACAUAAACAUAAUGAAAAAGUAGCUGCACAUGAGAAACACAACCUUGAUGCUGCUGAUGGAAUUGAUAGUGUAAAACAAGUAAAUUUGGUAGAUGAGAACAAUGCAUCAACUGACUCGUCCAGACAACAUGCAUUCUAUGAUCCACGACACAGAGAGCCUUCUUACUGCAAUGCAGAUCGUGUCAGUUGGUGGGAGUUAACAGUAUUGGCUUCACAUGUGCACCCUUCAGUUUCUACUAUGGCUAGAACAUUGCUAUCUGGCAACAAUAUUGUUUACAGUGGUGAUCCGCUGACAGACCUAUCACUUCCUGCUUUCCUUGACAAAUUCAUGGAAAAGAAACCAAAAGGGAACCGCAUAGCUGAAGGAAGAUGGCAUGGUGGAUCACAAAUUGCUCCGGCUAAAAAGCUUAAUCUGAAUCAUCAUCUCAUCGGAGAGGAGCUUCUAGAAUUGGCAGAAAAUGAAGUGCCUCCUGAAGAUAUUGUUUUCCACCGUUUCUAUUUGAACAAGACCGGCACUGUUAAGCGUAAGACAAAGCAGAAGGACUCAGUUCUUGAUGAAGAUGCGGGGGAACUCUUAGCUGAUAAUGACGCUGAUGAGGCUAGUGACGAGAGUGGAGAUGAGAUACUGGAUCUGGGAGAUGGGUUGGCAGAUGAUGGAGAAUAUGACUAUGACGACCUUGACUCAAAUGCAUUUGAAGAGGAAAAAGAUUUACUUAGAGAUGACAGUGAUGUGGAAUUUGAUGACGUUUCAGAUGAUACUGCAUCUGGGGAUGAAGGGUCAGAAAAUGACGAUGACAUUCCUAUUCUCGCGGGCGAUUCAGAUGGCAACUUAAGUGAUGACGAGAUGGUUGAUGCUGGUAAGGGCGGUGUCUCUUACACAAAGAAAAGGAGGGCAGGGAAGAAGAGUGGGUUGUCUCCAUUUGCAAGCCUGGAUGAUUAUGAGCACCUAAUGGUUGGGGAUGCUGAUGCAACAACAGCAAAGCGGAAGCACAUGGCAACAGGGAGAGCUGGUGGUGAGAAGAAACCAAAGUUGAGACCACGAAAGAAAAGGUCGCGGAGUUCAGAAUGAGAAACAUGCCUUUUACCCUUAACUCUUUUAAAAUGUUCACCACAAUGGUGUUCAUUACAUUUUUGUACUUCUGGAAGGCACAGGAUUGGGUAACGCUAUUGUUGAGCCGAGAAUGUAUUGAGAUUAGAUUAUACAGGUGCUCUCAUAUAGUAGUCCUUAUCCCACACAACGCAUUUAUACGGGCUAAGUUUAAGACCAACUCAAAGAGUUGUUUUUCUUAUUGAGUCAAAUUUUAGA